Danio aesculapii is the source of this 2504-nucleotide messenger RNA. It is a transcript of the gene micu3a, whose product is annotated as mitochondrial calcium uptake family, member 3a. Gene Ontology annotation, molecular function: calcium ion binding. The transcript has 16 exons. Lineage: Eukaryota; Metazoa; Chordata; Actinopteri; Cypriniformes; Danionidae. Gene Ontology annotation, cellular component: uniplex complex. The record is from RefSeq and is a predicted model, not a curated record. Gene Ontology annotation, biological process: calcium import into the mitochondrion; mitochondrial calcium ion homeostasis. The coding region runs from base 1 to 1629 and encodes 542 amino acids.
AUGUACGUUUACGAGCAGCGCACAGAUGCCUGCAGGACCUGCUGCUGCUGCUCCGUUCAGGGUGAUCCCGGAGAGGGAGCAGCAACAUCUCGCGAUGAAUGCAUGAGAAUUCGAGAAUCUUGUGCAAAUUCUGUCAUACCAACAAUAAUGGCCGCUGUGCGCAGAGUCAUAUUUAAGAGUUUGUCGCUCUCUUUAGCUGCACGGAACGCGCUUUUUCGCUCUCCGGUGAAGGAUAACCGAUGCACACGCACAGGACUAGCAGUUGCAGUGGGCGUCGCGGCCGGAGGAGCGGUGUUGUAUUAUUAUUAUUCAGAAAAGUGCGGAUUCGGAGGGAGGAAAGCCCCAAUAAACCGAACAGUCUGUCGGGCUCUGCUGCCUUCACUGCCCGCUGUAGCCGCAAAGGAGAAGGCUCCAGUGUUUGAUUUUGAUGAAACUGACGUGUACAUGUCGUCCCAUGAGCAUCGUUUCCGUCUCUUCAGCUCAGUGGAGUAUGAGGGACAGCUGUACAUGACUCCUCAAAACUUUAUCGAGUCUGUCACCAUGAGUGAGCCUCGCAUCAAGAAGCCGUGGAGGUCCCUCACCAAACAGGAGUUGGAGAAGAUCUUGUCUGAUACUCCACCAGUGUGGAAAGGAACAUCUAAGCUGUUCAGGAACCUUCGGGAACGAGGCAUCAUCGCUUACACCGAGUAUCUCUUUCUGCUCUGCAUUCUGACAAAGCCUCAUGCUGGUUUUAAGAUUGCCUUUAACAUGUUUGACGCUGAUGGUAACCAGAUGGUGGAUAAACGAGAAUUCAUGGUGUUGCAAGAAAUCUUCAGAAAGAAAAAUGAGAAGAAAGGAAGGAAAGGAGAUGCUGAGAAGUCUGCUCAACUUAGUAUGCAGCUCUAUGGAUAUCAGGUUGCCCCGGUAAACAGCGUGCUAAAAAAAGAGAGUCAAGAGUUUGUGCCCAGGAGCUACUGGGACAUGCUGAGACGUGGCGCGAGCCAAGCCCUGUUUUCUGACCUGGCAGAGGAUUUUAAGCUAGAGCGUGCCGAUGAGAACAUGAUGAUUGACACCACUCUGCUUGUGCACUUCUUUGGCAAGAAGGGGAAGGCGGAGCUAACGUUUGACGACUUCUACAGAUUCAUGGAUAAUCUGCAAACUGAGAUGUUGGAGAUUGAGUUCCUGACCUAUUCCAAAGGCAUGACUACCAUCAGCGAGGAGGACUUUGCACGAAUCUUACUGCGCUAUACUAAUGUAGAGGACAUCCGCAGCUAUCUGGAGAACGUGCGUCAGUGCAUACCUGACGAAAAGGGCAUCACCUUCGAAGAGUUCAGGUCUUUCUUUCAGUUUCUUAAUAAUCUGGAAGACUUCGCCAUUGCCAUGCAGAUGUACAACUUUGCCUGCCGUUCCAUUGGACAAGAUGAGUUUGCUCGCGCUGUGUAUGUGGCAACAGGCCUCAAGCUGACCCGACACCUGGUUAACACCAUCUUCAAGAUAUUUGAUGUAGAUCACGAUGAUCAGCUCAGUUACAAGGAGUUUAUUGGUAUCAUGAAGGACCGGCUGCACCGUGGAGGCAGAGGCUAUAAAUCUGUUGAGCGUUUUACUUCUUUUAGAUCAUGUUUGAAGAAGGAACUGGCUAGCAGCAGGUGAACUUGAGUUUUCCUUUCUCUGAAAAAAGAAAACCCUGAUUAUAUUCUGCUGUUGAAACGUUGGGGGAGAAAGCAAAGUGCUCAAGAUUUCACCGUGAGAUCUACCUCUUCCUCUUCUGAGCUCCGAACCUCUUUGAAGUCGGAUUGGGAUCGACGCUCUGCACUGCAUGUUCUUGUAUCUGCGCAGCUCUGCAUGAUCAAACUUUAUUCUGUAAUCUGAUAUUUAUCUAGUUUGCAUGCAGCCUGGAGGAAAGCACAUCUCUCUGCCUUGUAUCUGAAGUUCAGUCCAUGCAAGUUCAAAUUUUGUAAGUCAUACAGUUGCACGUAUAUGUCCAGACAGAGUAAAGAUUAUUUUUAUGAAGAUUGAAGCAGCCUGAAUUUCUCAUCUUAGAGUUUUAUUGAUUCAAUUCAAUUCAUCUUUAUUUCUAUAGCACUCUUUACAAUGGAUAUUGUGUCAAUGCAGCUUGAGAAAAGAAUGAUUUGAUUUUAAUGUACUGUAUUAUAUAUAUCAAUUAUAUAUUAUGUUUGUUUUUGUUUGUUUGUUUUUCAUUAUUAUCUAUCAGGAUUGAUUAUAUAUACCAAAUCAUACUGUGUGUAAAGAGUGAUAUUUUUCAGUGUAUAGGUUUAAAAGAGAGUGUAGCAUUAAGCCCUGUAAUGAACAUUGCCUUAAUCAAAAAAAGCUUAUUUUUCUCAUACAGUAUUUAAUUUUGAACACGUAUGAUUGUACUAAGAUUGUAUAAAACUGUCUUGUCAUAUGAGGCAAAUAACUGCAGUCUCAGCUUGCUUUUUAUGACUGCAAUUUGAGCACUUGACAAAAUACAGACUUGAAAUCCCUCCUCAAAAAGUUAUGCAAGUCAAUAAAGUAGUUUCAAUAUA